AUGUUUGGAGAGGGCCGAGAGGAGGCCGCCAGGCUAUAUGUUCCCCCACUGCUUGAAGAUAACGAGCGUCUCAACGAUCCCGAAGCUUCCGAAGACCUGCCGCCGCCCGACGUCGAGACAGGCAGCGCUCUUCCUGUCUGGUUGCGGGAAUCAUCCAAAUCAUUUCGCUGGGGAUGGGUGCCGCUACCGCUCCGAAAGGUUGGCCGCGCCACGGCCAAUUGGGUCAAGGGUCCUGACCCGCCGCAUAUGCUUCUGUUGAAGCCGCUGUUUCCGCGAGCCCAGGAGCUUCCAGUCCAAUACCUCGACCGUCUCUUUCCCAAGCGCAAAUUUAAGACUGUACUCUUACUGCUGCUCUAUACAUCUUGGUUCUUGCCUUGGUUUUUGGUUUUAUUACACUCGCGUUCUUCUGGUUAUAUCGAAGGGUACGGUCGGCCUCAGACUCUAUCAUGCUUGACGAACUUCUGGGAGUUCGGCAAUGGGUGUGGUAUUAACGGAAACGACUGCCGUCCAUUUUCUUCUUCGACUAUUCCCUUCAGGUGUCCUGCGAAUUGCCGUGAUGCCAAAUUACUGGAGCCUUACGUUGUGGGGAAUUAUACAUACAACUAUCAGGGCCUAGUAAUUGGAGGGGCUAAGCCUGAUUCCUCCGACCCGGCAAUUUACCGUGCGGAUAGCUUUGUCUGUCAGGCAGCAAUCCAUGCCGGCGCAAUUUCGAACGAUGGCGGCUGCGGUGUUGUCAAGCUUGAGGGCGCAGCGCACUCUUUUCCAUCGGUGAAACAACACGGCAUUCUCUCCGCUGGGUUCCCAUCGACCUUCCCGAAGGCUUUCAGCUUUCUCCAGCUGUCCUCUCCGCAAACUAGCUGUCCGUCAGAUCCGCGCUGGACGCUUCUUGGAAUCACUGCUGCCGCCGUUGGUAUCCUGUGGCUCUUCUGCACAUCACCGCCUGUGCUGUUUUUCAGUACAUUCUUCAUGGUGUUCUGCCAUACGGGACUUGUUGGAGACCCGCCCUCGUAUCCUUUCUUGGCCGACCUUGUCUCCAGCCUUCUGUCACGGCUGCUACCAGCGUCGUUUGUCGUCUACGUACUUUACAAGUUCUGUGCAGCGCCACUUUUGCAACCAAUCUCGUCGCCUAUUUAUCAGCUUUCAAAGUUGUUCCUUUUCCUACCCCCGCUUUUCAUUGGAGCUCUGAACAACUACACAUUUGCGCGGUUGAUUCCCUUGCAGCGCCUAACUCCGAUGGACAUUCAGAAACAACCCGGGGCGAAGUUGGCAUUGGCUCUUGUCAUCCCAAUUGUGAUUUCGAUUAUCCUGAGCCAGGCGUGGCAAAUUCGCCAGGGAGGUCUGCUCCCACGGUAUUUGAAGAUAUACGGUACCAUGGGGGUCAUCAUCUUGAUUUUGCUUCCGCUACCUGGUCUUCGCCUUCGAAUUCACCAUUAUAUUCUCGCCAUUCUCCUCAUGCCGGGCACCGCCUUUCCCACUCGGCCUUCGCUCAUCUACCAGGGUCUGCUGCUGGGUCUUUUCAUCAAUGGAGUUGCGCGGUGGGGCUUUGCCUCCAUCAUCGAGACUCCGGCAGCUCUAGGAGAGCAAGCGCCGCUUGGAGACGGAAUCCAUGGCUGGUGGGGUGCUACCUAUCCCAAUAUCACGACCGCAUCUGUGAAUAUCUCCCUACCAGAGGGAUCGAACGACACUUAUCACGGCAAUGGCAACAUCACAUUCUCUCUGUGGGAACACGAGCGUAUGUCGGAUCUAGCGGUGGACGGCGUCUCAGUUCUUCUCAACGAUGUAGAGCGCUGGCGCGGCUAUCUCGAUGAAGACAAGCGCGGAGAAUUUACCUGGCACCGCCAUGGCCAUGAUGGCCUGGAGUUACAGAGAAAUCCUCGUCUAGUCAAUCGUGAUUUGGACACCAACAUUGACCCCAAGUCGGUUCUUUUGGCUGAUAGUGAUCCUGACGAUAAACCCGAAGACUUAUUUUUCCGCUUUGCGUUUUUGAGAGGGUCCGAGGCUGGCAUUUACAGCCCGACAGGAGUCUGGCUGAGCGAUGGCGCGUGGUGGCCCCCUGCGCCUCCCAAGAAAUAG
Penicillium egyptiacum is the source of this 2073-nucleotide messenger RNA. The record is from the annotation of a GenBank genome assembly. NCBI's taxonomy places the organism in Eukaryota, Fungi, Ascomycota, Eurotiomycetes, Eurotiales, Aspergillaceae.